Callorhinchus milii (elephant shark) is the source of this 2022-nucleotide messenger RNA. It is a transcript of the gene rhobtb3, whose product is annotated as Rho related BTB domain containing 3. NCBI's taxonomy places the organism in Eukaryota, Metazoa, Chordata, Chondrichthyes, Chimaeriformes, Callorhinchidae. Gene Ontology annotation, cellular component: cytoplasm. The transcript is spliced from 12 exons. Gene Ontology annotation, biological process: proteasome-mediated ubiquitin-dependent protein catabolic process; regulation of proteolysis. Gene Ontology annotation, molecular function: ubiquitin protein ligase binding. The record is from RefSeq and is a predicted model, not a curated record. Bases 169 to 2022 code for a protein of 617 amino acids.
UGUGUGUGUGUGUGUGUGUGUGUGACUGUUGUCUGGCACUCUCUGGCGCUGUGCAUGUGUCGCCUGUCUUUGUUGUUGUUGGGUUGAGGAGGAACUAUGACUAAAUGGUGCUCUCUCUGUGUGGCUUUCUCUCCCCUCAGUCGCCGAGACCACACUGACUGACUGAUCAUGUCUGUUCACAUCGUGGCUCUGGGGAACGAGAAGGGAGGCUUCAUCGAGGAAAGCCAAGCGCAGCCCAACCUGAUCACCACUUAUUUCGGGAGAAACAGUAUAAUUCGGCACAUUGAAGAGCGGCGGCUGCUCAGCUUCGCCUCCCACACCACCUUCCCCGCCUUUGCCGAGUACCAGGCUUGUGUUUUCGGCAGAGUGCGAGUCCUGGUUCACGACUGUCCCAGUUGGGAUUUAUUCGACAAUGACUGGUACAGCUCGCGGAAUGUGGUUGGGCAAGCAGAUAUCAUCGUCCUCAAAUAUUCCAUCAAUGACAAAGCAUCAUUUCAAGACGUGAAGGAUAACUAUGUGCCGAUGAUUAAGAGGAUACUGAACCAAUGGACGAUUCCAGUCAUAGUUGCUGCUGUUGGAGCAAGGCAGAAUGAGGAUGGACCUCCAUGCUCAUGCCCCUUGUGUACAUCAGAUAAAGGGAGCUACGUUCCUUCCUGUGAGGGUCUUCAACUCUCAAAAGAAAUUGGAGCCACCUACCUGGAACUUCACAGUCUCAACGACUUCUAUGUAGGGAAGUACUUUGGAGGUGUGUUGGAAUACUUUAUCAUUCAGAGCUUGAAGCAAAAAUCUUCUCAGAAAGAUAAGAAAAAGAAAAGGAGUAGCAGGCUUCACGUAGCACCACCACCUCGACUGACAGAGCCAGUCAAGCUGCCUUGUUUGAAGAUUGAAGACUCGCGGUACCACUGUGACCUAUUGGGCCUUUUCUAUAGCUCUCAGUGUGCAGAUGUGGCAUUUUGUUGCAAAGGUGGACAAGAAGUGGCCAGAGCUCAUAGGGUUGUGCUGUGCACAGUGAGCCAGGUUUUUAUGUUCCUGUUUGGUGUGGCGAAUGCCUGUGAACUCGAUGACUCUUCAGGAAGAAGCACUCUCGAUCUGUUUGUCACAGACCCAAAGGACAUUAAGCUGGCUCCUAACCAAGAUCUACAUUAUAACAGACACCCUAUAAGAGUUAUCAUUAGAGACUCGCUGCUGUGUGCCAGCUACCCAGAGAUCUUGAAGUUCAUUUACACAGGGGCUGACCUUUGGGAGGAGCUAGAAUCCACCCUGUGUAAGAAGCUGACAAACGCAGAACAAGCCAAGCACGUACUGGAGAUUGUAAAAUGUCUCGUCCCAUGUAAUGAUAAGAUGCUGUGUUCCAGCCCUGUCACCACUAGAAGAUCAAAUGCAAAAAGAUUGCCUGAAAGCCACUGCUGCACCCUAAGCCUUUUCUUCAAAUCGCUCGUCUUGGCUGAUGUGGUCUUUAAAAUACAAGGUACGGUGGUGCAUGCUCACAGAGCAGUCCUGGUAGCUCGCUGCGAGGUAAUGGCUGCAAUGUUCAAUGGUAACUAUGCUGAAACAAAAGCCUGCCUGGUGCCUAUUCAUGGGGUUUCCAAGGAAACCUUCCUCUCUUUCUUGGAGUAUCUGUACACUGAUGCCUGCUGCACAGCCAGCAUUCUCCAGGCCAUGGCCCUGUUCAUUUGCGCAGAAAUGUAUCAAGUACCCAGACUGCAGCAGAUCUGUGAAUCGUACAUUGUCACUCAGCUACAGAGCAUGCCCAGCAGAGAGCUGACAUCAACCAAUCUCAGUAUUGUCAAUCUACUGAAAAAGGCCAAAUUCCACAAUGCUAUUCGUUUGUCCACCUGGUUACUUCACUUCAUUGCCAGCAACUACCUCAUCUUCAGUCAGAAGGUGGAAUUUCAGGAGCUGUCUGAAGAAGAGCAAGCUUUUGUGGAGAAUCACAGAUGGCCUUCAAGUGUGUACUUGCAGGAGCUGACAGAAUACAGACAUCACAUGCACUCCAGGAGGUCUCGCUGCAGUCUCAUGUAA